Stylophora pistillata is the source of this 807-nucleotide messenger RNA. RefSeq lists its product as uncharacterized. Lineage: Eukaryota; Metazoa; Cnidaria; Anthozoa; Scleractinia; Pocilloporidae. The record is from RefSeq and is a predicted model, not a curated record.
AUGGCGGGGAAUAGAAUGAAACGGAAAGCGUGGGUUUAUUGCAAAAAGGUAAAUAUUCUGAGAACUACAGCUCGUAGAAGCAAAACAGUCGGACAGGAGAAUACCGAUAGUGUUUUCACUCCGGAUUCAAUGAUCGCCAGAUCACCGAUGGACACAAGUACUCAAUUUUCUUGCGGUGUGUUUAACAAUGUGCCUUGUUUAAAUUAUUACGAAAACGAUCCGUCAUCAGAUGAUCCAGUGGAUGAGUCUCUCACAUUUCUUAUCAAUAUGGAGAGUAAUUCGGUGACCUGCAGCGAUGAAUCUCCAAGCAGUUCCGAGGAAUCCGAGAGUGAAACAGAACGAAGUGAUUCUGGCUCAGACAGCGAAUGUGACAGCGAACACAACAAUGAGACAAGCAACCUUGAAACAAACGAUGAAGAUAUCAGGGAUGACAGUAUACCGCUAUACAAUGACGCUAGAGUGUCAAGACUCGGUGCACUGAUUUUAGUGAUGCUUUUUAGCCUAAGACAUCAGCUCUCCGGAAAAGCUCUGAUCGAUUUGGUCAAAGUGCUACGUGCUUUACUGCUUGAUGGUCACAAAUUUAUCGCCUCUGCAUACUUACUCAAGAAGUAUUUUGCUGAUCUUUUUGGCGAACCUGCACCAAUUAGGCACUCAAACUGUGGGAACUGUCUUGGCAGAAUACGGAACGGUCAAGCACAGUGCUUAAAAGCUAAUUGUGAGAAUUCGAAGAAAAAGACGGAGUACUUCUUGGAGCUGGAUUUACAAAAACGUUUGUGUCAGCUGUAUAGAGGUAUGAAAUCAACUUAG